Rhopilema esculentum is the source of this 1263-nucleotide messenger RNA. The record is from RefSeq and is a predicted model, not a curated record. Lineage: Eukaryota; Metazoa; Cnidaria; Scyphozoa; Rhizostomeae; Rhizostomatidae.
AUGUUGCAUAUCUUUACAGGAGAGUCAUUUCACAGCCUGGGAUUUUCAUAUAGACUUGGAGAAAGAACAAUUUCAUCAAUAGUGACAGAAACUUGUGAUGCAAUUUAUCAGAAUCUUAAGGAUAGAUAUCUUAAGAUUCCAAGCACAUCUCAUCAAUGGAAAACAAUCAGUGAUGGUUUCUACAAUUUAUGGGACUAUCCUUUUUGUGUUGGUGCAUUAGAUGGCAAACACAUUGCAAUCAAACAACCAAAAAUGUCUGGAUCAGAGUACUUCAACUAUAAGGGAUAUUUCAGCAUAGUCCUUCUAGCAUUGGCAAGUUAUGACUACAAGUUGAUAUUUGUUGAUGUUGGUGCAAGUGGAAGAAAUGGUGAUGCUGGACUUUUUGAAACAUCGCCUCUAAAUCAACAGAUGAAAGACAAAUCAAUUGCCUUUCCAGAAGCUGAGCAAUUUGGGGAAACAUGCAUCAAAUGUCAUUAUCAUAUCAUUGGUGAUGAUGCAUUUCCCUUGAGAAAUGAUAUCAUGAAACCAUUCCCAUUUAGACAACUGUUACAUGAACAGCACAUUUUCAACUACAGGCUUUCUAGAGCACGACGGGUUGUCGAAAACGCUUUUGGUAUCAUGGCUAAUAGGUUCAGGGUGAUGCUGACAAAGAUUAUGUUGGAGCCUGAAAAGGCUAAGCAAAUUGUGCUGGCAAUUUGUUGUCUGCACAACAUGCUGAUUGAUGAGCAGCCUUCAUAUAAAAAUGCAUGUGACAGUGAAAGAGACAACCAUGAGCUUUUUCAAGGCAGCUGGAGAUUAGACAAAUCUCUAACUGAGUUACAGAAGACAAAAAACAGAAACUGUUCAUUAAGUGCUAAGGGUCAGCGUGAGCUUUUGAAACAAUAUUUUUGCUCAACAUCUGGAUCAGUAUCAUGGCAAGAUAGUAUGGUUGCAACAAAAAAUAAUGAACUCAACUAGCUAGUGUUGUAUUGUACCUGCAAAUUAGAAAUAGACACUCUGUUGGAUACAUAUGGGCUUAAAAAUUGAAGGCGGUCUUCUAUCCAUUGAGUCUUCUUCAUCUUUUUUGGUCGUGCACUUCCACUGCUUGGGAUUCUGCGGGAGCGUGCAUAUUGCGUGCGCAGAGAUGCGAUUCUUUUUUUUACUUGAUUCACUAGAAUGAAUAAAACAUGAAUUCGUACAGCAAUGUUUCACUUCAAAUUGAGUAGGCCUAAGAAAAGAGGACUAGCCUAGCUAGCUAGUCAAAAUUAUUCACUCACCGUUUGA